UCUUAUGAGUUUGUGUGCUAUAACAGACGUUUUCGUAGAUUUAACCACCAAUGGCUCUUAAAAUCGAGCAGAAAACAAAUAUUGAUUCAGAACCUUGCGUUGUGACUUUGAAAAGUAACAAAUUAUUUAUCGGCACCGAAAACGGCUCUAUUGAGUGUCUCAACGCAGAUCUAUCACCUUCAGCGAAAUGGUUGGCACAUGAUGUGCAAUUGUUUGCAAUAGCUGCAAGUGACAAACAUGUAUACUCGACAUCAAAUGAUGGAACUAUAAGAGUUUGGACAUUCAAUGGAGAUAAAGUGGUAGAAAUCGCUACAGUGGGAACGGAUAUUGGAGCUCUGUAUAUUUUAAAUGAUAAACAAUUAUACGCGGGAGAUGAAGGCGGCAAUAUAUUUGUCUAUGAAGACCAUAUAUUGAUAGCUUCUUACAAUGUGCUAGAGGAGGUUAAAGACGUGAUUGUGAAUCCGCCAUACAUGUUCACUGCUCGAGAUCUGUAUGUUACAGUGACGGAAAUAAAACCCGAUGAAUCAAAGGAUCGUUUCGUAACGCGACAUGUUAUGGAGGGUCGUGCUCCUCUUCGAAUAAUAAGUGGAUCGCAUUUGUUAGCAAUAGCGAGAGGUGGCAAUAGUUUGCAAUUACACGAGUUGUCCAUGGAUUCUAAAUUCAAAAAAAUUCACGAAGUUAAGGUUAGCGAUAUGAUAUUGACAAGUCUAUCAACUUAUGGAGACGUUGCCUGGACUGGAGGUUGGGACGGUGUCGUACGUCGAUGGAAAAUUUCAGGAAACAAAAUUGAGGCAGCGGGAGAAGUUAACCUGGGUGCCUGUAUUAACGGACUUGCUGCCUUUUCAUCAGAGAGUGCCUAUGCAAUUGUCACAGGGGGACUUAUUGUAAAAUUAAACUCUGCGUAAUUCUACCAAAUAAACAUUUUAUUAAUAG
Molecule: messenger RNA, 933 nt
Organism: Zerene cesonia (dogface butterfly)
Lineage: Eukaryota; Metazoa; Arthropoda; Insecta; Lepidoptera; Pieridae
Exons: 5
Coding region: 51-905 (284 amino acids)
Molecular function (GO): protein binding
Source: RefSeq, a predicted model, not a curated record